UACAAUUUACAAGUUCUUACUAAAACAAGUGCAAUUUCUCCUCAAGGGUUCGAUAUGUGUAAUCCCACUAGAGACGAUGGCUCCAGCCAAAGUGGCAUGUUGCGUAAAGAAAAAAGAGCCUAUUUUCAGAGAAAAUGGACACCGGCCGAUGUGAUAAGAGCGUUAACCGUUUUGAUCGUGCACUUUUGGUGUCUCUUGGCGCCAUUUAACUACAAAUGGGAAGCAUUACGGUUUGGUUUUAUCCUCGUGGCGGCUACUAACCUCAGUGUUACAUUCUCGUACCAUAGGAACUUGGCUCACCGGAGCUUUAAGCUCCCCAAAUGGCUAGAAUAUCCAUUUGCUUAUGCUGCUGUUUUCGCUCUUCAGGGUGAUCCAUUGGAUUGGGUGAGCAUACAUAGGUUCCAUCACCAGUUCACAGAUUCAGACCGCGACCCACACAGCCCCAAAGAAGGAUUUUUGUUCAGCCAUAUCUUGUGGAUAUUCGACACCCUUUAUAUCAAAUAUAAGUGUGGUGGACGUAACAAUGUGAUGGACUUGAAGCGGCAAUGGUUCUAUAGGUUUCUACGAAAGACAAUUGGUUUCCACGUCUUAAUGUUUUGGGCCCUUCUCUAUCACUAUGGUGGUUUACCUUACCUUACAUGCGGCGGGGGCGUUGGAGGCGUGAUCGGAUACCAUGUAACAUUUCUCGUAAACUCGGCAUGCCAUAUUUGGGGUUCGAGGUCGUGGAAGACUAAAGACACCUCUCGUAACGUUUGGUGGCUAAGCAUAUUUACGAUGGGAGAGAGUUGGCACAAUAACCAUCACGCCUUUGAGUCAUCGGCGAGGCAAGGAUUGGAGUGGUGGCAAAUAGACAUCACUUGGUACCUCAUUCGACUACUUGAAGUUGUUGGAUUAGCCACCGAUGUGAAAUUGCCCUCAGAAUUCCAAAAACAGAAGCUGGCUAUCGCUCGUUGAUGAAAUCUUCGUAUAAGAAACUUAAUUAAAUAUUUAUUUGAGAAGUUAUCUAAGUUCUAUAAUAGAAACGCUUAUAUAUAGCAUUACAUAUAUUUGAGAUUGUGGUUAUUUGUAUUUUCUUCUGCUCCGAGGUUAUGGUUGUUUUCCAAAAUAAAUGAAUGUUUUUCAAGUCC
Molecule: messenger RNA, 1127 nt
Organism: Eutrema salsugineum
Lineage: Eukaryota; Viridiplantae; Streptophyta; Magnoliopsida; Brassicales; Brassicaceae
Product: delta-9 desaturase-like 5 protein
Exons: 5
Coding region: 55-954 (299 amino acids)
Biological process (GO): lipid metabolic process
Cellular component (GO): endoplasmic reticulum membrane
Molecular function (GO): oxidoreductase activity, acting on paired donors, with oxidation of a pair of donors resulting in the reduction of molecular oxygen to two molecules of water
Source: RefSeq, a predicted model, not a curated record